Suillus paluster is the source of this 2829-nucleotide messenger RNA. RefSeq lists its product as uncharacterized. The transcript is spliced from 11 exons. NCBI's taxonomy places the organism in Eukaryota, Fungi, Basidiomycota, Agaricomycetes, Boletales, Suillaceae. The record is from RefSeq and is a predicted model, not a curated record. The coding region runs from base 1 to 2829 and encodes 942 amino acids.
AUGACCGAACCAGAGGAGUCCGUGACUGUGCACGAGGGCAGUAUAGAGUUUGAGGAGGCCGCGAAUGCUAUGGCGGACGAGUGCUUUUUAUAUUUAUAUGAAGGAAUUUUCUACAACAUGCCUGCCCAGCACAAUCUAAAACCCCCUUUUUAUUGUGUUACUCGGGGCCGCUACAUCGGUGUUUUUCUGGCAUAUCUCCGUGAAUUCAUCCGUCUCGAAGGGAGAUGUGGCCAAGCCAGCGCUCAGUCUUGCUUGGAAUGUAAUCGUCCCAGCCCGGAGUACCGGUGUGAAGACUGCUUAGGGUCAGAGCUUUAUUGCACAACUUGCAUCUUGUCGGCCCAUGUGCGCCACCCACUUCACCGAUUGCAGAGGUGGAACGGUCAAUACUUCGAGCAAACCUCACUGAAAACCCUGGGCCUUCACAUCCAGCUUGGCCACACCACUGGCCAGAAAUGUCUUAAUCCUCAGCAUGCAUUUAACGACGAUUUUGUCGUUGUCGACACCCGCAGUAUCCAUGAAGUGGCCCUUGACUUCUGCAAUUGUGCAACAGCCGAAAGCCACAUGCAGCAGCUGCUUAGAAUAUCCUGGUUUCCUUCAACAACAUCAGAUCCAAAAACGGCUGCAACGUUCUCUGUUCUUGAGCAAUACCACUUACUCUCUUUUGAGUCAAAAAUAUCUACAUAUGAGUUUUAUCACGCGCUCAGGCAGAUGUCCGAUAACACUGGCCUACUUCCUGUCAAGGAUCAAUAUGAGUCGUUUUUGCGAAUGAUACGUGAGUGGUGCCACUUGAAGAUGCUUAAGUGUUCGGGGCGAGGUCACGAGGCUAGUGGUAUAGAUGGGACAGCUGAGGGUGAAUGUGCCAUAUUGUGCCCAGCAUGCCCACACCCAGGGAAGAACCUUCCAGUGGAUUGGAAAGAUGCCCCUCGACAGUGGUUAUACGGAUUAUUCCUCGCGAUUGAUGUGAAUUUACGGUUAAAACGCAAGGCUGUCUCAAAUGACAAUGUUGACCCAAGCCUGAGUCGUGGCUGGGGUUAUUUCGUGGAGGAAGAUGCUUAUAAAGGCUUCUUGCAUGACAGUGCGGACAGCAUCCAAGAGAAAUCAACGUGUUCAAGUCACGCUGCUGUAAACAUGGCUGAUACAAAAUCUAACUGCGGACUCGCCGUUACUGGUUUAGGUACAAUCGAUUGUGCUCGCCACAACAUGAAAAGGCCUAAUGCAGUGGGGGAUCUCCAAAAGGGUGAAAGAUAUAUUAAUAUGGACUAUCUAUUCUUCUCGACACUUCACCAUACCGUACUCGACACUCUCCACGUAUCCUAUGAUAUCGCGUGCCAGUGGCACAAAAGAUUAUGGCACCAUAUGAGUGCCUUUCCGUUUUCAAUGCACCUCUCGCAUACCGUCAAGACCGUCUCAUUUUUUGUGCCCAAGUUCCACCUACCUGCUCAUAUUGAGCAGUGCCAAACCUCCUUCUCGUUCAAUUUCAAGAGCGGGGUAGGAAGGACCGACGGAGAAGCGCCAGAAUGUGGCUGGGCUAAUAUUAACCCUGUCGCUUCAAGCACGAAAGAAAUGGGUCCUGGUGCAUGGCGAGACACCCUUGAUGACUACUUCGGAGACUCGAACUGGAAAAAACUUGUUGGACUUGGUGCGUCUAUUUUUAUGAAGGAUGCAUUGCCGGAGCGAGAGAACCAUUGUGAAGCAUUCGAGGACCUUGAUGAUGGCUUGCGAGGCGAAUACGGUGCCACCCUCGAACAGUGGAGAGAACAGGUGGAGGCUUGGGAGUGUGACGCUGCACAGCCCAAUCCUUUCGAACGAAAGGCAGAAAGUAUCACUAUGGCUUCUGUACGACUGGAGCUGGCUAGGGAGGACCAGAUUGACCUUCAAACAGGGACUUACCUUGCCCUACACGAGGAUUGCACUCCCAGUGUAUUAAUCAGCACUGGCUUAGAACUCAAGGAACAACAGAUUGAUGCCUGGGGGAAAAUGCAGGAACUAUACAUGCCGUUUCUCGCUGCACUACAUGCGAGCGAGGCCUCAGUAUCUAACAAUGUGGCCGCUGCACCAGAAGCCAUCAAGUUGUGGCUGCCGUCCCAUAUUAGCAGGACCUCUCCUUGUGACACCCGUCUCCAAGCCAUUGAAUGGAAGCUGUGGUAUGGGCAAGCUCAUGACGCCCUCCGUUCUCUAUGUUCGAACUUACGUGCUCUGACUGCGAUCCUCAAGUAUAAGAAUUGGCACCUUCGUGGGCAAGGAGCGAACACGCGGGCAUGGAAUACAUUGAAAGCCGUUGAAGCAAGGAUCGAGGCCGCUGCCAGCACUUACGAGCAUGCACGUAAAUCCCUCGUUGUUCUUGCACCACGAGUGAAUCAGACCCAGUCCGGGUGGCACUCGUCACUGCGGCCACUAGACCGAGCUGACAUCCGCUCGAUGACAGACAUACUAUGGGGAGAAUCGGAGGGAACGAGAAAGCUGUCAUGGAUUUGGAGUAUGCGGGGAGCGGCUCCCAACGAGAUGGACAAUGACAAUACCUUGGAAGACAUGCGAAUAGAGUGGUGCAAAGCCCGGGCACGGGCGAUGCGCUGGGCAGAAGAGGUGGAAUUGUUGAAGGAGGAGAUGCGAAGGAUUCUGCAGUUUUUUGAGUGGGAUGCGCAGCGCUGGGACGAGCAGGGCCUGGGAAACGCACUACAACUUGACGAUGCAGAUCAACACGAGGGACAGAUGGCGUAUGCCAAACGUCAAGCCGUUUUACGUCGAAUGCUUACCGAGUCUUUCAAGACCAGCUGGGCUGACACCCUGGCUCUGGUGGACACAUUCGAAGACAUGGACUUAAGCACAUAA